This is a messenger RNA of Mytilus californianus (California mussel), 4173 nucleotides long. RefSeq lists its product as uncharacterized. The transcript is spliced from 10 exons. Gene Ontology annotation, biological process: protein phosphorylation. Bases 613 to 3651 code for a protein of 1012 amino acids. NCBI's taxonomy places the organism in Eukaryota, Metazoa, Mollusca, Bivalvia, Mytilida, Mytilidae. The record is from RefSeq and is a predicted model, not a curated record. Gene Ontology annotation, molecular function: protein kinase activity; ATP binding.
GAAGUUUGUUUUAACGGUUUGAGACGAUUAUACAAUUGUCAACUUUAAAGAGGACACAUUCUUUUAAACAAAAGAAGUUCAUCUGUUUUUUAACUUGAUAUGGCUUUAAAGGUGUGUUUAUACCUUGAGAGGGAUGAAUAGAUUAGGAAACCCAAUUGGUUAUUUGUUAUUGAACUUUAUUUGCUUUUUCGCGGAAACGUUUAUGUAAUUGCAUCGACGGUAAUUUCAGAGUUUGUAAUUUUUGGGGACAUAUUGCAUGAAUGAAUGAAGUAACGGAUAAUAAAUAACUGUCAUAUUCUAAUAAGAUGUGUCAUCAUAUUUCUGAAUAAUAGUGGAAAUUUAAACAUAAUCGGAGAAGAUUUAAAUGUAUUCAGUAAAUCUAAGAUUACUUUUUCGGUGAAAAUUGGAUUGGACUUAUGUAUCAGAACUUGCAAUUGAAUUACAAAUUUUGUAUUCUUUAUUGAAAGAAGAAUAAAAUUGUACAAAAGCUGCCAUCACUAAAAAUAUUUGAUUACCGAUUACACAUUGUUCGAUUGUGUGUAAACAUUGGAAUCGAAAUAAAACGUAAAUCUGUUUUCACAACGGAGGUAAGGUACUGUGUUAAAAACAGAUAUGGGCGACAUGGAAGACACAACAAGGGACCGUUACAGCAGGCGUCUUUCCAGUGUAGAGGACAUAUUUAAAAUUCCCGACAUGAGUACAGUUUUUCAGGUAAUGAAGGACUUUGGUAUAGAUCGACGAGGAAUAAAAAAUAAAAACGACGCUAUGAACCGUGUUGUGGAAUACUGGAAAGGAUUACAAAACUUAACGGAAAACAACAAUAAGAUCCAGUAUGAUUUAACAGAUAUUUUGCAAGCUGACGAAGAAAAUCGACGAGUUUUAACAGAAAAAUGCGAAGACGUUAACAAUUUUCUCCUGAAAUUACCGAAGAAUCAUGAAGCUGAUUUAGAAAACUUCAUUCCUGGGAUUUACCACAGACUUAAAACCAUGAAAAGCAAGUUAAGGUCAACUGAAUGUCCGAUACUUGUUACAGGAGAAACAAAUUCGGGCAAAAGUAGUUUCAUCAACCUCAUUCUGGGCCAUGACCUGUUACCAGUUGGUUGUCUUCCUACAACAAGAACUGUAUGUGAAAUAAAGGGAUCCAAGUCCAAUGAAAGAGUUGCAAUAAUUCAUCGCAAAAUUGUUAAAAAUGAGCGCCGACAUGCACCGAAAAUACUCGACCUUUCAGAAUCGGUUAAUUUUGAAAAGUUUCAAAAUCUUGUAACCGAAUUUGAUACACAGACCGGGGAAUCUGUUUAUGACAAAAUUGAAAUAUUUUGGCCAAGCCAACUGAAAGAGGCCGGUUUAAAACUGAUUGACACACCUGGUGUAGGUGAAAAUAGAAAUGUUGUACCAUUGAUUGAAAAUUGUGCUUCUAAAGUGUCUGGAUUUAUAUACAUCAUUAAUAGUUCAUCAGCUGGAGGCUUACAGAAAAGGGUUCGCCAGUUUUUACGUUCGACGUCGUCUAUUUGUGACCAAGAAUUUUCAACAGAUGCUGCUAUGUUUGUAUUCAACAAAUGGGACACUGUACCGGAGGUUGAUCGAUCUGAUCUAACCAAGACAACCUUGUCACAAUUGAAGAAGCUGUUUCCAGGGAUACAGAAGGACCAGCUCUUUUACAUUUCGGCAACAGAAUCGUUAAAGGUAUCAAGACAUGGCGAUGAACCAGAAGACUUUACAGCUAUCAACAACGGACUUGUAAAAAUCAUUCCAGCGUGUUUGAAAAAUGGCUUUAAUUUACAUUAUUGUUUUUUAUCACAAGUGAUCAAAAGAGUUCUAUAUUCAUUAAAUCUUGCUAGACACAUGGAUUCAAAAGGUCUGGACGAAAAACGGAAAAUGCAAGAAAGUUUAAAGAACGGAAUUCAGCUUCUAGAAACUAACACUCACAGAGCUAUCACAAAUCUACGUCUCCAGCUAAAAAACGAGGCAAAGCUCUUAAAUAUUCGAGUUCAAGGGUUUUUAAGAUCUUCCUGGGUAGAUGGGGGAAUUGAAGAAUGGAACAAAGAGGAAUGCCCGGAUGUUCUUGGAAAUUGGCGAAAGGUUGCAGAGGAGGCCUCAGACCAGAUCAUACAGAAAUUCAAAUCACAGAUUGAUUUUUGGGAACGAUCAGAAGGCAUAGUGAAAAGUGUUAAAGAAAAGAUUAGUGAACAACUUCGACAAGAUUUUGAGUUAAUGGAAGACAGGAUUAAAGAACUGGAAGGAGUAAUGCUGGGAGGAGAUAUAAAAACUGUGAAUAACUUUCAUACCUCAGUAAAAGCACCUACGAAAUCGAUUCAACAGUUAUUUUCUAGCGCUUCUAGACGUAAAGUUAUAAAUAGAAAAAGUCUUGGAACUGUCGUUUGUCUUGAUCAAACAUUAGAUCUUACCUCAAAAUCGGUCAAAAGUUUAUUCAAAUCUUAUAAAAAGGACAAUUGCCAACAAAAAAUGAAAGAGGCAUCAAAAUUGUUCGUUGAAUCGUUGCGGGAAAGUGGGAAAUUGGAACAAAACGUAAACUUAUAUUUACAAAGAUUCGAUUCUAGUAUAACAGUAUUGGAAGAAAAGAUACCACACAUAUUACAGACAGAUAGACAACUAUUUGAAAAUUUGAAUACUGAUCUUUCAAGAUCAAAGAAAAAUUUAGAGGAAUUGUAUCCACAAAUAAUUGUCGAAUGUCUGAAAUUGCAAGGCGAACUUGACAUGUUUUACGUUCAAAACCUACGGAAAGAAAAUCCAAGAUUUCAAGAUGUCACAUGGAAUGGGAACGAUCUCAUUGGCUGUGGAAGUUUUGCCGAUGUGUAUAUGUCCCGUUUAAAAGACGAUGAAGAUAAUUUCCAGGACGUUGCAGUAAAAAUGUACAGAACACCUCUAAAAGCAAAUAACGUAUCUGAUAUACUAUUGGAAGAAAGAACGUUAAGAGAUCUUUCGCAUAUAAAUAUAGUGCAAUACCACGGCUCUACCAUACAGCACCACAAGCGGAGUGAUAAGACGGUUAUAGUGUUGGCACUUAUUAUGGAAUAUUGUUCUGAUACAUUGUUAGACAAAGUGAUAAAUACUGAAUUUAAAAACGCCGGGAAAUGUCAUUCAAAUGAUCCAGAGUACCACACGUCCAUGGAAAUAUCGUUAAAAUAUGCUGUACAGAUAUGCGAAGGCCUGAGUUACCUUCAUUUAAAAAGUCUAGUUCAUCGGGAUCUGAAACUUGCCAACAUAUUGGUAACGAAGGAAAAUAUUGUGAAAUUGUCGGACGUUGGUCUUACAAAAGCGGAAAUAGACAUUACUGCUUCUGCUGUUGGUUCUCCAAUUUAUAUGGCACCGGAAGUUCUGAAACAGGAUGUAUGCUAUGACCGGAAGGCAGACAUAUAUAGUUUUGGAAUCUUAUUGUGGGAAAUUUGGUAUGGUUACGAAGCGUCCGAUUAUAUGAAAACUUUAUUUCGUUCUUCAGUAGAAGUGUCUGUCGCGGAAGAAGGACUUCGCCCACCAUUAACAAUUCAUUGUCCGCCACCAGACGACAUGAAGAGCGUGAUGGUAAGAUGCUGGCACAAUAACCCGGAAGUCAGACCAGAUGCUAGAUGUUUAGUUUCCUUCUUUGAAUCUGUUCUUGAACAGAAGGACGAAUUAGAAUUAAAUUCAUUGUGAGACUUUUUGUUACGUCGGCAUGCGUGAUGUGUAUUAAAAUACAGUCAUGAAUCAACAGAACAAACACCAGCAUGUAGAAGACAAGCAACAAGAACAUAAUGUUUAGAAUCUUACUCUCUAAUCGAUGCACAGAUAAAAGCGUUUCCAAAUCUAUGUAAUAUAUAUGUCUAAUUCACUUUAAAGUGUGGCAUCAAACAUAUUUUGGUGCAUUCUUAAUAUUUUUGUUGUUGUAGUUUUUCAUUGAAAAUCGUUCUUAUUGUUCAACAUGUACACCGACGGUUAAACAUUCCUGAUGUAUUCCUUGGCUAUUUUGCUACAUAAAUAUAGUUUUAGUAGGAAACGAACCUUUAGACAUAAACAUUAGCUGCAAGAAAUAGUGUUAUGAAAAAUAAUUGGGUGCAUUUAAUUUUAGGAUAAAUAUUAAUUUAAAAAAACUAAAUUGAACUUAUGUGGAAGAUUGUAUUAAAAAGAUGAUUUAUAUUGUUCGUAUCUUUCUACACAAUAAAGCUCUACCUCUAGAUA